Molecule: messenger RNA, 1288 nt
Organism: Musa acuminata AAA Group (dessert banana)
Lineage: Eukaryota; Viridiplantae; Streptophyta; Magnoliopsida; Zingiberales; Musaceae
Exons: 9
Coding region: 219-1049 (276 amino acids)
Source: RefSeq, a predicted model, not a curated record
GUGGCCACCACCAGCGUUUCUCGGAUCCGUUGCGUUUCCCCGCUCGUUUCGCGAUCGCGACUGAAGAGCGGGCGGAGAAACCAGUGCGAUCAAGGGCGGAGAUGUCGAGGGUCCGACGCAGCGCCGGUCUAUUUCAUCAGCUAUACUCUCUCCUUCUCUCUCUCUCCUCUCUCUUCCUUUGAUCAUCCCAGAUCCGCGUUUCCUCCGAGGAAUCUGCGAUGGCUCUUCGAUUGUUCCCAGGUGCUUCUAAGACAAUUUUGCAAGUGGACUCUUCACUUAAUUCGAAAUCUUUAUUAUGGAGAGUUCCUGAAGAACCUCAAAGACUCAUCUCCUCAGGGGCAUUCCAAAAACAAUUUCUGCAUGUAAAGGCCUCACAAAAUACAUCAUCCUUGACUACUAAUGCUGAUAUAAAUAAGAAGAAUGCAACUGCAACAUUGCGGAAGAAAAAUGUUUACAAGUCAACAUUUCCUAGUGGAUUUCAGACGCUGGUUGAGGAGGUAUGUGACCAGACAGAUGUUGCAGAGCUCAAACUAAAGGUUGGUGAUUUUGAAAUGCUUCUGAAAAGAGACACAGGAAAUUCAAAGGCUCCAAUUUCAGUUUCAGCUCCUAUUGAGUCACCUACUACUGCACCACCAAUUCCAAGCAAGCCAAUGGUGGAAACUAUUUCUUCUCCCUCUCCUGUUGCGGAACAGGAAUCUGCUGCAGCAACCUUCGGUUCAUUUACCAACACCUCUGCAGCAAAGACAUCGAAGUUGGCUGCUUUGGAUGCUUCUGGACAGAAUGCAUAUGUUCUAGUAUCAUCAUCUACGGUUGGUUUAUUUCAAAGAGGAAGAACAUUGAAAGAGAAAAGACAGCCUCCUAGCUGUAAAGAGGGUGACAUCAUCAAAGAAGGGCAAAUCAUCGGUUUCUUGGAUCAAUUUGGAAAUGAACUUCCUGUUAGAUCAGAUGUUGCUGGAGAAGUAUUAAAGAUAAUCUACGAGGAUGGAGAAGCUGUUGGCUAUGGUGACCCACUUGUUGCCGUUCUGCCAUCAUUCCAUGGGAUAAAGUGAGUCAAUUUUAGUGAAACUCUCCUAUGCUGACAUUUUUUUGCUGAGGAAUUCAUUCAAGAGUGCUUAAAUCUUUGAAUCCUUCGUAGUAAACCCAUAAUUCUAAAGUUAUUUUGAUUGUCAGAACCAAUAUUCUUUUUUCAGAUCUGGGAUAUGAUGUUUCUUUUUGUGUACUGUUGAGUCAUGUCAUGAUUUUUCAGUAAAGGAUAUCAAUAUAUAACGCCAUAAGAAUUCACUUGUCA